Messenger RNA from Salarias fasciatus (jewelled blenny), 1879 nucleotides. RefSeq names its product procollagen galactosyltransferase 2-like. The record is from RefSeq and is a predicted model, not a curated record. Bases 1 to 1776 code for a protein of 591 amino acids. The transcript has 12 exons. Lineage: Eukaryota; Metazoa; Chordata; Actinopteri; Blenniiformes; Blenniidae.
AUGUUGCUCCACUUUCUCCUCGCCUUGGCCUCGUUUUCCCGGGCUGGCUGCUACUUUUCGGAGGAAAAGUUCCCGGAGGAGUCGAAAAUGCAGCCUCCCACCGUGGUUAUCGCCAUCAUAGCCCGGAACGCCGCGCACUCCCUGCCCUACUACCUCGGAGCUCUGGAGAGACUCGACUACCCCAAAGACCGCAUCUCGCUGUGGGCGGCCACCGAUCACAACUCAGACAACACCACCGCCAUCCUGAAAGAGUGGCUGACUGUCAUGCAGAAAUAUUACCAUUACGUUGAGUGGAGACCAAUGGAUAAACCCAUAUCCUACGCGGGAGAGCUGGGUCCUAAGCACUGGCCCAACAGCAGAUAUGAAUACGUGAUGAAGCUGAAGCAGGCGGCACUCAACUUCGCCAGGAAACGCUGGGCUGACUACAUCUUGUACGCUGACACAGACAAUAUCCUCACAAACCCAGACACUCUCAACUUGAUGAUAGCUGAAAACAAGUCAGUCAUCGCUCCCAUGUUGGACUCUCAGGGCGCCUACUCCAACUACUGGUGUGGAAUCACUCCACAGGGAUAUUACCGCCGUACAGCGGAGUACUUUCCCACCCGUCACCGCCACAGACUGGGCUGCUUCCCGGUGCCGAUGGUUCACAGCACCGUGCUGCUGGAUCUGAGGAAGGAGGGCAUGAAGAAACUGGCUUUCUUCCCCCCUCAUGACGACUACUCCUGGCCUUAUGACGACAUUAUCAUCUUUGCCUUCUCCUGCCGGGCUGCCGAGAUCCAGAUGUAUCUGUGCAACAAGGAACGCUACGGCUACCUGAACGUCCCCGCCAAGCCUCACCAAACCAUAGAAGAUGACCGCCUCAACUUUGUCCACGUCCACCUUGAGUCCAUGAUCGAUGGCCCCCCCAUGCAGCCGUCCCGCUUCGUCCACAUGUUCCCCAAGCAGAGAGACCUGAUGGGAUUCGACGAGAUAUAUCUGAUAAACCUGCGGCGCCGUCCUGACCGAAGAGACAGGAUGCUGUUCUCCCUGAACGAGCUGGAGAUUGAUGUCAAGGUGGUCGACGCUGUCGACGGAAAUGCGCUGAACAGCAGCGACAUUAAGAUUUUGGGUGUUGACUUGCUGCCAGGCUACUACGACCCUUUUUCUGGACGCACUCUGACUAAAGGAGAAGUGGGCUGCUUCCUCAGCCACUAUUUCAUCUGGAAGGAGAUGGUGGACAUGCAGCUGGAAAAGGCGGUCAUCUUUGAAGAUGACGUUCGCUUCCAGGCCAACUUCAAGCGCCGCCUGACCAGACUGAUGGAGGACGUGGAGCAGGUGGAGUUGGACUGGGACAUCAUCUAUUUGGGCAGGAAGCAGGUGAACCCUGGGAAUGAGGAGCCGGUGGAGCACGUGCGGAACCUGGUGGUGGCCGACUACUCGUACUGGACUCUGUCCUACAUCAUCUCCCUGCAGGGAGCCCAGAAGCUGCUCAACGCUGAGCCGCUCUCCAAGAUGCUACCUGUUGAUGAAUUCCUCCCCAUCAUGUACGACAAGCAUCCAAAUGAGGACUACAUGUCCCACUUCCCCAACAGGAACCUGCAGGCCUUCAGCACGCGCCCCCUCCUGGUGCAGCCGUGCCACUACGCCGGCGACCCCCAGUGGGUGAGCGACACGGAGACGUCGACCCUGUGGGACGACGACUCGGUCAGGACCGACUGGAGGGGCUCCCACAAGACCCUGAAAGGGGCUGCGCCGGCGCCCGAGAUGCUGUCGGCCGCCUACAGGGAUGAACUCUGACGCGGCGCAGGCGUGGCCGCGGUGCGCCGGCGGGGUCGAAGGGCCAAGAGGUCAGAGAGACAGAUGCUGCCUGGAGAAACGGUCUCAGACUUGAUUUCAGUGU